Molecule: messenger RNA, 1279 nt
Organism: Trichomycterus rosablanca
Lineage: Eukaryota; Metazoa; Chordata; Actinopteri; Siluriformes; Trichomycteridae
Product: histone H1-like
Exons: 2
Coding region: 42-728 (228 amino acids)
Biological process (GO): chromosome condensation; negative regulation of DNA recombination; nucleosome assembly
Cellular component (GO): nucleus; nucleosome
Molecular function (GO): double-stranded DNA binding; structural constituent of chromatin; nucleosomal DNA binding
Source: RefSeq, a predicted model, not a curated record
UUCACUCGCUCUUUCUUAGCGCCGUUUUAGCUCCAACAACGAUGGUAGAAGAAGCUCCAGCACCGGCCAGCUCGGCCCCCGCCAAGGCUCCUAAAAAGAAGACCGCGGCCAAACCCAAGAAAGCGGGUCCCAGCGUCGGCGAGCUGAUCGUCAAAGCUGUUUCCGCUUCCAAGGAGAGGAGCGGCGUGUCCCUGGCCGCCCUGAAGAAAGCUCUGUCUGCAGGUGGAUACGACGUGGAGAAGAACAACUCCCGCGUCAAACUCGCCGUCAAAAGCCUGGUGACCAAGGACAUCCUGGUGCAGACCAAGGGCACCGGCGCCUCAGGAUCUUUCAAGCUCAACAAGAAGCAGACCGAGGCGAAGAAACCCGCGGCCAAAAAAGCCGCCGCUCCUAAAGUGAAAAAGGCCGCAAAGAAACCCAAGAAGGUAACAGCCAAGAAGCCCGCAGCUAAGAAGUCCCCCAAGAAGGCCAAGAAACCCGCUGCUGCCUCUAAAAAAGCCACCAAGAGCCCCAAGAAGGCAGCCUCAUCGUUUUACGUCACCCACAUUCCUCAGAUAGAGCAAGUAUCAAGAAAUUGCUGGCUUUGCUACAAAAAAUUCAAAAAAGAAAAUAAAACAAAGAUUGCAUGCAUGGCUCCUGAGUGCCAAGGUAGAAGAUUUUGUUUAGUUGGCAAUCGAAACUGUUUUCAGUCUUGGCAUUCUAGCGAAGGAGAUGAGUUUCGCAGUUAGACCUACACAGGGCUUCUGUCUUCUACUGUCAGUCCCUCUCAUCUUUCCUCAACCCCUGUGUUUGUGUAUAUGUUCUUUGUUUCUCUUUCUCUUCACAGGUCAAAGUUCAGUGUGCAUUGUUCAUUGGAAGGAGGGCAUUCUGAUGGAAACCUGUUUACCCGCCGAGGUUAAGGAUUAAAGUCGAGACUGCCGGGACAACGAUGCUGCUCCUGUCAGAUGUGACGGGUCUGGAGUAAUUGCAACGACAAGAAAUCACUACAGACUUUAUUGAAGACUAGAGCGGAUAACAACUCUAUUAUUAUUUAAUUGUUUAUUUAUCUAUUUAUUACCAGUUAUGAUUUUUAGAUCAUUUAAUUCUGUGUUUGUAUGAUUUGUGUAAAUCGUGUAUUUAUUUAAAGUAUCCUCCAGGCCACCCAAGAAGGAUGGGCCCUGCUGAGUCUGGUUCCUCUCAAGGUUUCUUCCUGUAAUUUUCAGGGAGUUUUUCCUUGCCACAGUCGCCCUCGGCUUGCUCAACAGGGGUUUUUGUAUCUGUUGGUCCUGGAUUUUGUAAA